Messenger RNA from Arabidopsis arenosa, 1935 nucleotides. Lineage: Eukaryota; Viridiplantae; Streptophyta; Magnoliopsida; Brassicales; Brassicaceae. The record is from the annotation of a GenBank genome assembly.
ACACGACUCUUCUUCUUAUUUUUUUGCAGGAUCUCAUUUCCCGACCAAACUCAUCGAACUGAGAACUCACUGUAAUAAAACUAAAAAAAGGUGUUAGUUAACAAACGAAACACCAAUGGCGGUUUAUUACCCAAGUAAUGUCGGUUGUUACCAGCAAGAACCAAUCUUUCUCAACCAUCAACAACAACAACAACAAGCUUCUUCUUCCUCCGCCGCCGCUUCUUUCACCGUCACCGGCGGCGAUAAUAUUCGAAACGAGAUGGUUUUUAUCCCACCCACCACCACAGGAGACGUUGUAACAGGAAACGGUGCCGUUUCGAGCAGCGAUCUAAGCUUUCACGAUGGUCAAGGACUGUCUUUGAGCCUUGGUACUCAGAUCUCUGUUGCUCCGUUUCACUUUCAUCAAUACCAAAUGGGUUUUGCUCAAAAUCCUUCAAUUUCAGUCAAGGAAACGUCACCGUUUAAUGUUGAUGAGAUGAGUGUGAAGAGCAAAGAAAUGAUGUUGUUGAGUCAAUCUGAUCCUUCCUCUGGUUAUGCUGGUAAUGGUGGGAGUGGAUUCUACAACAAUUAUCGGUAUAAUGAGACAUCGGGAGGGUUUAUGAGCAGCGUUUUGCGUUCUCGGUAUCUUAAACCGGCUCAGAAUUUGCUUGAUGAAGUGGUUAGUGUCAAGAAAGAACUAAACCAAAUGGGGAAGAAGAAGAUGAAAGUUAAUGACUUUAACAAUGGUUCUAAGGAGAUAGAAGGAGGAGGUAGUGGCGAGUUAUCGAAUGAUUCGAAUGGCAAAUCGAUGGAGUUAUCUACAGUUGAACGUGAGGAGCUUCAAAACAAGAAGAACAAGCUUUUAACAAUGGUUGAUGAGGUAGAUAAAAGAUAUAACCAAUAUUACCAUCAAAUGGAAGCAUUAGCUUCAUCAUUUGAGAUAGUAGCAGGACUUGGAUCAGCUAAGGCUUACACAUCAGUCGCUCUCAACAGAAUCUCUCGCCAUUUCCGAGCUCUUCGCGACGCAAUAAAGGAACAAAUUCAGAUUAUUAGAGAGAAACUUGGGGAGAAAGGAGGAGAGUCAUUGGAUGAGCAACAAGGAGAGAGGAUACCAAGGCUUAGGUAUUUAGAUCAAAGGUUGAGACAGCAAAGAGCUUUGCAUCAACAGCUUGGAAUGGUUCGACCUGCUUGGAGACCUCAAAGAGGUCUUCCUGAAAACUCUGUAUCUGUUCUUCGCGCUUGGCUCUUCGAACAUUUCCUUCAUCCAUAUCCGAAAGAAUCUGAGAAAAUCAUGCUUGCUAAACAGACAGGAUUGUCAAAAAACCAGGUUGCUAAUUGGUUCAUAAACGCGAGAGUUCGUCUAUGGAAACCGAUGAUCGAAGAGAUGUAUAAAGAAGAGUUUGGUGAUGAAUCUGAGUUACUAAUCUCCAAAUCUUCCCAAGAACCCAACAGCACAAACCAAGAAGACUCCUCAUCGCAGCAGCAGCAGCAAGAGAACAACAACAACAACAACCUCACUUAUUCAUCUGCAGACACAACAAGCAUUGUCUUCUCAUCAGAAACUAAACCAGACCGUGCUCUAGGCAAUGAUAACGAGCCACAACAACAACAACAGAUAAACAGGUCAUCCGAUUACGACACUCUGAUGAACUAUCACGGGUUUGGUGUUGAUGAUUACCGUUACAUUAGCGGAAGCAACCAACAAGAAAGCAGAUUCUCCAAUUCCCAUCACUUACACGACUUUGUUGUUUGAUAUGAUCUGGUUCUUGGCACAGAGGCCAUGAUUCUUGAAGCGCAAGAAUGCUUCUGCAAUUUUAUAGUUUUAGGCAUAAUACACACAUUGUCUGUGGAAUAUAUAGUAGAUGUGUAGGUUGCUUUUUGUGUAUAGUACACUCGUAAGCCAAAUAUUGAUAUGUGUGUAUAAGAUUCACGGUGGUAUAAAGGAUACUUGCUAGU